GGAUCGAGCCGAUUUAUCAUUUUUUUUUCAAAUAAAAUCCAAUGGCGUUGAUCAGGUGUUUCCGGAAAAAUUAUUCGUUCUACGAUUCCCCGCCAGGCGACUUACGUGACAAUGUUGGGUGGAUUAUUAUUGUUAUAACAAUCAGCUGCUACUGAUGAUGAAGUGCACUGUGUCAAAAAAAUCGUGUGUAACAAUUAAUUUUAUCGUUUCAAAAAUGUUUAAUCAUAAAAAAAUCUCGAUCGUUCAACAGUGAAAAUAUGGCAAAAGGAAUUAUGCAUUUACGUACUUAACCUAAAAACACAUCCCUGCAGACGAAAAACUACUUAUUUUUGUAUUUUUGAGGAAUUGAAAAAAAAUGGCAAACCCACCACCAAAUUACAAUCAAUUUGGAGUAUCUUGGAACUCUGCACCUCCCCAACCACCAGGAUACUACACAAUCCCACCCCCCAAUUUCCCUCCUCCAAAUUUAAGCCAGCCUCCUCCGAGCUUUACAGUCCCUCCACCAAGUUUGACUGAUGGAAAGUCUGUAAAUUCUGUUCCUCCUUAUAAUUCCAGUGAAGUUUCUUAUUCCCCAAUGUUGUCUGUUCCUUAUCCACAGUUUCCUUACCAAAAUGCUCUUCCAGUGCAAUGUUCGGAGAACUAUUAUCCUGUAUAUGGGCAGAAUGCACCUGGGCCUGGAAACUGCGACUGGGAAUCAAGAACAGUGUAUCGGAUGUCAGGGAGCUCUGACUGGGGAGACAGUGGGAAUUCUGCAAGCUGGCGAUCGCAAGAAUCGAUAGAGAGUUCAUGGCCUGAGUCGGAAAAAGGUCGUGGUCCUGAGAAAAAGAUCAGGCGUAGAAAUGAGUCCAACGAGAGAAAAUCUGACUGGAGAUGGAUGGAUAAAAAAUCUUCCAGGGAUCGUCAUCCGAGUAGAAAGCAUUCUAGAAGCCCUGAGUACAAUUCUCGGUCUUCAAGAUCCCGUUACGAUCCUCCGAGGCACGAGGACGAUCGACAUAGACCACGUGAACGUGACAGAUACAGUAAAAAUCGUUCGACUCCCCGAGAUUAUGGGCCUGAUAUAGGAGAUGCAGGUCGCAAAAGUCAUAGAGACUUACACGUGUCCCCAAGAUCUUCUUUGAGUACAGGAAGAUCGCGAGAACGGAGCAAACCUCGAAGAAGAUCCAAGUCCCAGGAUUCUCACACUUCAAAGAACUCUCUUCCUCCGGCUCCAGUUAUUGCAAAACCCAAAAUUCUCACUGAAAGAGAAAUUCUUUUGGAAAAAUAUCGUCGACAUUAUUGCGCUACUAGCAAAGAUAUGGAAAGAAAAUUGAAUGAAUUAAGUGCUAUUGGAACUGAUGAAAUUAUCGAAAACGAGAAAAAAGUUUGGACCAGGACUGCUCCGGCUGAUCUUUAUUAUACGAGGGAUGAAAAUAAUCCUAGAAUUAUGAGAAGCACCGCUAAAUUGAGGGAACUUUGCACUAUUUUUAAACAUUUACUACUCGAUCGAGCUGCUGUUGCAAGGGCAAGUCAACCCCCUUAUGAGCCACCACCAAGGAAAACAAGAGCCCGUUUGUGUCGACACAAAUCAGAAGCAUGCAGUAGUUCAUCAGACAGCGACAGUUCAAUGGACGAGGACGAUCGAACGAUGGAAGAAUUAAUGGCCAAAAAACAACAUCCGCAGAGAUUACAUCCAGAAAUGUGGUUCAACGAUCCUGGAGAAAUGAAUGAUGGACCUCUUUGUCGAUGUAGCGCAAAAUCACGGAGAUCCGGAAUUCGACAUGGAAUUUACGCCGGCGAGAGUGUCGUCAAUCGUUGCGAUCUCAAUUCCAAUAACGCUGACAAGUUACACCAUUACAGAAUCACUAUCAGCCCUCCUACAAAUUUUCUCACCAAAACUCCUACGAUCAUAAAACACGACGAGCACGAAUUCAUAUUCGAAGGAUUUUCUAUGCUCUCUCAUUUUCCACUCGUCAAAUUACCCACGUGCAAAGUUAUUCGGUUUAAUAUCGAAUACACUAUUCUUUACAUCGAGGAAAAGUUGCCUGAAAACUUUACGAUACAAGAACUCGAUUAUUUUCAGGAUUAUCUUUUCAAAGAAAUUCUGGAGCUCGUUGAUUUCGAUCUCCACGCUGCCCAGGACAAUUCUGGAUGCGGGCAGUUUCAUUUCAUGCCUAGAUUCGUGAGAGAUUUACCGGACAAAGGCCAAGAAAUACUCUCGAUGAACGAAGUGCUGAAUUAUUUGAUAAAAAGCAGUACGUUAUUGAUCGAACCCGAGGACCUUCCGAGACUCGUAGAAAUGCCACAAUAUCAGUGGCAAAAUUUUGCGGACGAAGUCAAAGGCAUGGUUGUUACUUAUCCUGGGAAAAAACCGUGCAGCGUUCGAGUCGAUCAAUUGGAUCGCGAUCAAACCGAUCAACCACCCGGUGUUCUUGCUUAUCCCGAAAUCGUGCAUUUUGGCAUUCGGCCACCGCAGCUCAGUUACGCCGGCAAUGCAGAUUACCAAAAAGCCUGGAGGGACUAUGUGAAGUUUCGUCAUUUAUUGGCAAAUAUGCCAAAGCCAAGUUUCGAGGACAAGCGUAAACUGGAGGCGAAAGAAAACAAAUUACAAGAAUUACGUACGCAGAGUAAAAUGAAGAGGGACGUAACGGUGGACGUGAGCUCGGAGGGUUUUUACAGAACAGGAAUAAUGUGUGACAUCGUGCAGCACGCGAUGUUGAUUCCCGUGCUGGUGUGUCAUCUGCGAUUCCACAAAUCGUUGGACAAUUUGGAGAAAACGCUCAACUACAAAUUUCAAAAUCGUUAUCUCUUGCAAUUGGCACUGACGCAUCCGAGUUAUCGCGAAAAUUUCGGCACGAAUCCUGAUCACGCGAGAAAUUCAUUGACCAAUUGUGGAAUACGUCAACCUGAGUACGGUGAUCGUAGAAUUCAUUAUAUGAACACGAGGAAGCGAGGGAUCAAUACCCUCAUAAAUAUCAUGUCGAGAUUCGGCGCUCGGAGAGAGACCGAAUCGUCAAUCGCGCACAACGAGAGAUUAGAAUUUUUAGGUGAUGCUGUCGUUGAGUUUCUCACCUCCAUACACCUUUUCCACAUGUUUCCUGACCUCGAAGAAGGCGGGUUAGCCACUUAUCGAGCUGCCAUUGUUCAAAAUCAACAUUUGGCUGUUCUUGCUAAAAAAUUGAACCUCGAACAAUACAUGCUUUAUGCACAUGGCAGUGAUCUCUGCCACGAUCUCGAGUUACGUCAUGCCAUGGCCAAUUGCUUCGAAGCUCUCAUGGGAUCCUUGUUCCUCGAUGGCGGCAUCAAUGUCGGCGAUCACGUAUUUGGGUCAACCCUCUUCAAAGAUGAAGUCGAACUUUAUAAAGUCUGGGUCAAUUAUCCUAGGCAUCCUCUACAAGAACAAGAACCCACUGGUGAUAGACAGUGGAUACCAAGCUUCGAACUCUUACAGAAAUUGACAAAAUUCGAAGAUUCAAUUGGUAUAGAAUUUACGCACAUAAGAUUGCUGGCUCGAGCUUUUACGGAUCGAAGUAUCGGCUACACGAAUUUGACCUUGGGUUCGAAUCAGAGGCUUGAAUUUCUCGGAGACACGGUGCUACAAUUGAUCGUUUCUGAAUAUUUGUACAAAUUUUUUCCCGAGCAUCACGAGGGCCAUUUGUCGCUUUUGCGGAGUUCUCUCGUCAACAACAAAACUCAAGCCGUCGUUUGCGACGAUUUGGGAAUGACUCAGUACGCUCUUUACGGAAAUCCUAAAGCUGAAUUGAAGACGAAAGAUCGUGCGGAUUUGCUGGAAGCUUUUUUGGGCGCGCUGUACGUCGACAAAGGCUUGGAAUAUUGUAAAGUCUUCUGCGAUGUUUGUUUCUUCCCACGUUUGCAAGACUUUAUUAUGAAUCAAGACUGGAACGAUCCGAAGAGCAAAUUGCAACAAUGCUGUUUGACCCUGAGAACUAUGGAUGGAGGAGAACCCGAUAUCCCGGUCUACAAAGUUAUCGAGUGCAAAGGUCCAACCAAUACGCGAGUUUACACGGUCGCUGUUUAUUUUCAAGGAAAACGUCUGGCAAAAGCUUCUGGACACAGCAUUCAAGAAGCGGAGAUGAAUUCGGCGAAAGAAGCCCUCGAAAAAUCACAAGAUUUGUUUCCGCAACUGGACCAUCAGAAACGCGUGAUAGCAAAAAGCAUGAAAAUGCAGCAAUGGCCGAAUCGUUCGAAGCUCCGCGGGAAUCAAACGAGAGAAGAAAAGUUCGAAAGUUCAGAUUUUUCUCAUAAAAAGCGACGAAGUAGAAGUCGAGAUCUUGAGCGCAGUGAUCAAAGAUCGAGGGACCGUUACGACAGUUCGGAUAGACGAAAAUUUGAGGGUCGCGAAGGGACGACGAAGGACAGGAGACAAAAAGUGGACAUGAGAAAGAAAAAAUCAGGUGUAGAAAUAACAGAAAUUCGAGAAUCAGAGGUAGAGUCGAGGGGCGGAAACUCAUCGGAAAAGAUGAGAAAUCUCGACCGUACGAAUGAGAAUAAAAAUUCCGAAACUCUGAUCUUCGACGGUACGGAAACAACGAAUAUUUCUAGUCAAAGUAGUAAAAAAACUGAUGAUAAUUCUCGGAAAUUGACCAGUGGACGGAACAGAAAACGCGCACAUUGUUUCGAUAAAAGAGAAUCAAGCAGUGAUGAUGAUAAUAUACCUGAACAAUACCGUACCAGUAAUUUCACGUGCCAGGCAGAAAAAAAAUUGAAAUCUUGACUUUUCCCGCAGUCAAUUGAUUGUAAAUACAAAAAUUCAAGCGUUUUCAAGGUACUUUGUCAUUUUAUAUUGAUCGGAUAUGGAACACGCCAAUCAAAUUGUUUCCUAUUCCAUAAUCAUGUUUUAGGUUUAAUAUACGUUGUUUAUAGAGUAAAUGCUAUUUUUUCUAGUGUGCAGUUUUCAUUUUGAUUUUUGAGAAAUAUUAUUUUUUUCAGUCUUGAAAAUGAAACUAUAAUAUUUUGGAAACCUCGUUAUCAUUUUCAGACAUUGAUACAAGAAUUUUUAGUUAAUUGGCAUAUUAAUAAAAAUUGUAUUCCAAUUGAGUGAGAAAGACAUUCACAAUUUAGUCAAAUUCUAUAUGGAUUUAAUCUCAUUGAGUAAUUAUAAUAUUUGUUACCGAUUUGACAAAAUCGAUGACUGAAAAUUUUCCUCCCAGCACAAUGAUUCCAAUAUCGAUUCUUACUAAAUCGCAAGUGCAAUUGUGCCAAUUUUUCAACUGUAAAUGAAUGAAAAAUCGUAUAAAAAUUAUUGGAAAACAACGAAAAUUUGUUUUUAAUUUUAAAAUAAUAUUUUACAGAUUUAAUACCAUUUCUUAAUUCCUCAGAUUAUAAAACUGCAUAUUCAAGUUCUUUCAGAACUUAUUCACCGUUCUUUUUUUCUUGACCAAACUGAACGAUCGAACAUUUGUUGGGACACUUCAAAUCGACUCGAAAACAAGAGGAUACAAAGAGCAAUUAUUUAUAGACAUAAUUCGUUUUUCUGUACAAUUUCAUUUAGCUUGAGUCUCAAUCUGUGGAAUUUUCUGGGA
Venturia canescens is the source of this 5519-nucleotide messenger RNA. It is a transcript of the gene drosha, whose product is annotated as ribonuclease 3 drosha. Lineage: Eukaryota; Metazoa; Arthropoda; Insecta; Hymenoptera; Ichneumonidae. Gene Ontology annotation, cellular component: nucleus; microprocessor complex. The transcript has 9 exons. The record is from RefSeq and is a predicted model, not a curated record. Bases 356 to 4711 code for a protein of 1451 amino acids. Gene Ontology annotation, biological process: rRNA processing; primary miRNA processing; pre-miRNA processing. Gene Ontology annotation, molecular function: ribonuclease III activity; RNA binding.